AUGUAUGACCUGCAGAGCUCCAUGUAUGACCUGCAGAGCUCAGUGUAUGGCCUGCAGAGCUCAAUGUAUGACCUGCAGAGCUCAAUGUAUGACCUGCAGAGCUCAAUGUAUGACCGGCAGAGCUCAGUGUAUGGCCUGCAGAGCUCACUGUAUGGCCUGCAGAGCGCAGUGUAUUGCCUGCAGAGCUCAGUGUAUGGCCUGCAGAGCUCAAUGUAUGACCUGCAGAGCUCAAUGUAUGACCUGCAGAGCGCAGUGUAUGGCCUGCAGAGCGCAGUGUAUGGCCUGCAGAGCUCAGGGCCGGCCCUGCAGAACUCUCCCUGGCAGUCUCCUGCAGCACGACGGUCUGAUGCUGCCGUACAAGCCUGUCAUGCUGAUCAUGCUGGAGGCAUCACUCUCAAUGCUGCGGGUGAUGCCAGCAGGUGGUGCAGUGUUGCAGUGCAGACAACCUCUCUUCCUGCAUCUGCUCCUGACGACUGGGAUUUAACGGUGGGCGAGGCGCCUUUGGUCCCUGCUUCUGCCGUGAGUGAUUAUUCUAAAUUCUCAAGUGAUCUGGACUCUGGGGAAGCAGCUUACGAUGCUAGAGAGCAGCUAAGCCUCUACUCCCCUAAACCGGCUUACGAUCAGCUAGAGGUCUACAGGUCCGGCAAAGCGACACUAGCGACGUCUGGCAGCGGACCGCCCGCCACUUUAAUGGAGUGCAAAGCACUGGAGUGCGAGUCAUCAGACUCUCCUGUACCUGUUCCCGAUAUAAGUACAUUAGUUCAAACAGACAACUCUUAUAAAGAUGAUAUAUCCGUCAGACGAAGACUAAAUCAAUCUAACCAGCCCCAAGACAUGCCUCUUAACAAACCAAAACAAAUGCCUUCUCACGAAUACGAAGACGCUACGACACGUCAGCCUCUAGAUUCGUCGUCGCCCAACGACACCGGAGACGAUUAUCUGUCCUGUGCUGACGCCAUCGUGCGUGUUGAAAAAACUGAUGUCGUGCGUGCUGAUGCAAGUAACGUCGUGCGUGCUGAUAAAGCUGACGUUGCUGUGUGUGCUGAUGAAACAGACGUCAGUUGUUCAGAAUCGUGGCCUCAGGUGCCUCCUCUCCUCGCCAUGGGUCAGCUCAUCGAGUCAGCUGGAAUACCUCCCUUGGCUGUAAUCGCUGAGCUCUCAGAGGACGAACUGGAGAGGGCGUUCAGGCGCGUGGAGUUGUGCGUGCGAAUGGACCGCCUGACCCUCACACGACGGCUUGAGGUCCUCAAGCGACAGCGCGACACUUCCCUCACCUCCUACCUCACCGAGCUCGCUGCCCUCCACUCCUGCCUCGAUGAGCUGGAGAGCACAAACGAGUGGCCAGAAGUGUCGUCAGUGCGGCGUUGUGUGGCGGUGGUGGCGGUGGCCGUGGACGGUGUGGUGGACGCCUCGCAGCAGUGGGCGGCGGUGCAGCAGGAGUGGCACUUCUCACGCACUGUAGAACUGCUGCAGGCCUACACUAGGCUGGUGGUGCAGCGGCAUCAGCAGGCACUCCUGCAGAUACGCCAGCUAUCAAGCAUUGUGAGCGUGCCUGACUUCACCCCAUCCUCUACUGGAGACGUUGUCACCAAAAAACCAACUUUACAACGUCGUAACAGCGUCGUCGCGCCCUCACGACCUGCUCGGCGCGGCUCCCUCAGCCUUGAAGCCCUCGCUGCGUUGGCCUCCGACAUGAACUCCUCGAAAGCGCUGCUCCAGCCACCUGUAAACCUUGAUAAAGCGAACCAAAUCUCUGAGGAGGAAGACGAAAGCUCGUGCACAGAAGCUCUCGACAAGCGCCUGCCUCGGCAGCGGGCAACGUCUCUCGUGUCGGCGACUAGCGAUGACGAAAACAGCGAUGAGUCCGAGUCACGUACCGCCCCAUUGCUGCACUGCGCCAAAGAUCAACCAAAUAACUUGGCUAAUAAAGCCUCCAGUUGCCCUGAACCUAGUGGGCAACCUUCGAGAAAGAGGUUUACUACAUGGCAAGACUCGAUGCAAACAAAAUUCAGACAACUGCGACGGAGCUACUCGAUCCGACCUUUGGCCAUCGUUACGAUACGCCGGGCACUCGUCUGCUUCCUGCUAAUGGCGACGAUUUUUCUUCUCGUUCGUGCUGUGUUCUGCUGUUCAAACUUUUCUCCCGACUGCCGCAGAGGAUGGACAUCUGUAAUCGAGCCAUGCUACCCGUUCGUGCAAACCAAUUACAUUGGUAGAUCGAGCACCUCAACGUGAAACGCGCUUUCAUUUUUUUUUCUUUGCUGUGUUGUGAUAUUUUCGUUCCAGUAUUUUGAACCUAGUUUCGUUUUACAUGGUACUUAAUUACUAUGUAUGAUGGGAUUUUAUUUUGUCUCGCGGAUUUACAAGCGUUUAUCGCAUACAAAUUUACUCAUGACGCUGCCUUCCCAACACUUAUUCUUGUUGUGGUCGAGCAUGUUCUUUUACUUUUUAUUGACCGUAGGAAAUAUUUAUAUGUAUUUGAUCAUACCUAAAGAGUAAAAUGUUGUGCCUUUGUACUCGCGUUAGUAAACUGUUAUUUUUUA
Molecule: messenger RNA, 2543 nt
Organism: Hyalella azteca
Lineage: Eukaryota; Metazoa; Arthropoda; Malacostraca; Amphipoda; Hyalellidae
Exons: 13
Coding region: 1-2235 (744 amino acids)
Source: RefSeq, a predicted model, not a curated record